This is a messenger RNA of Echinops telfairi (small Madagascar hedgehog), 1425 nucleotides long. RefSeq names its product tripartite motif family like 1 (gene TRIML1). The transcript is spliced from 6 exons. Bases 1 to 1425 code for a protein of 474 amino acids. NCBI's taxonomy places the organism in Eukaryota, Metazoa, Chordata, Mammalia, Afrosoricida, Tenrecidae. Gene Ontology annotation, molecular function: protein binding. The record is from RefSeq and is a predicted model, not a curated record.
AUGUCCCUCCUUAACAAAAUGUCUACAGCAGAUUUGAUGGAAAAUCUCAGAGAGGAACUGACCUGUUUCAUCUGCUUGGAUUAUUUCACCAGCCCAGUGACCACUGAGUGUGGGCAUAGCUUCUGUCUGGUGUGUCUUCUCAGGAGCUGGGAGGAACACAACACCCCCUUAUCGUGUCCUGAGUGCUGGAGGACCUUGGAAAUCCCUCAUUUCCAGCCCAAUGAGCGUUUGGGGAGGCUGGCUGGCAUCGGCAAGCAACUCAGGUCUCAGGUGAUGCAGAAUGAGGAUGAGCAAGGCAGCUAUGGGAGAAUGCUGGCAGCCACUAAGGUGUUCUCUGAGGAUGGGCAGAGUGUGGAUUCUUCCUCAACCCAAAGUCAUGGAAUUAGCAGAGGGCAUCUCUCAAGCGAGGCUGAAGAGUACCACAGAGAAAAACUCCAGGAGAUCCUAAAUAUGUUGUGGAAAAGGAAAAAGGAAGCUCAGGCUAUUUUAACACACGAGAAGGAGAGAGUGGUGCUGUGUAAGGAAGAGACAAAGAAUUGUAAACAAGUUGUUGUGUCCGAAUACAUGAAAAUGCAUCAGUUUCUCAAAGAGGAGGAGCAGCUUCAACUGCAGCUCUUAGACACGGAGGAAAGAGGGAACUUGAAGAAGCUGAGGAACAAUGAGAUCCACCUGACCCAGCAGAUCAGGAGCUUAAGCAAAAUGAUUGGCCAGCUCGAGUCCAAGUAUCAGAAUUCAAAUAUGGAAUCAUUUGAGGAAGUGAAAGACGCUCUGGAAAGGAGUGAGUCACUCUUGCUUCAGUGCCCAGAGGCGACCACCACGGAACUGAGUCUGUGCCGCAUCACCGGAAUGAGGGAGAUGCUAAGGAAAUUCAGCACGGAUAUCACUCUGGAUCCCGACACGGCCAAUGCCUAUCUUGUCCUGUCUGAUGAUCUGAAGAGUGUGAGACACGGAGGAUUCAGACAGCAGUUACCUGACAACCCAGAAAGAUUUGACCAAUCUGCAACUGUUUUGGGUGCUCAGAUGUUCAUCUGUGGGAGACACUAUUGGGAGGUGGAAGUAGGAAACAAGACAGAGUGGGAAGUGGGCAUCUGCAAGGACUCAGUGAGCAGAAAGGGGAACCUCCCAAAGCCCCCUGGUGACCUCUUCUCACUUAUCGGUUUAAAGAUUGGAGAUGAUUAUAGUCUUUGGGUCUCGUCACCUUUAAAAGGUCAACAUGUCAGGGAGCCUGUGCUUAAGGUUGGUGUUUUCUUAGACUAUGAAUCUGGACAUAUAGCUUUCUACAAUGUGACAGACGAGUCCCUCAUCUACAGCUUCCCGCCAGCCUCUUUCCAAGGAGCUCUCAGACCGAUCUUUUCACCUUGCCUCCCAAAUGAAGGGACCAACACAGGUCCUCUUACCAUCUGUGCACUGGAUAGCCAUGCCUGA